UGAAGCGACACCCGCGCGGACACCUGGGCGUCCACGUGCGCGCGAAGCCGCCCUCGGCGCCAGGUGGCACGCAGCUGCGGGCUCGCGAAGGCCUGCCCGGAGGUGUGGGCGCGCGGGUUGCGCGUGCGGAGGGGAGGAAGAGCAGCGCUUGCCUGUUAGAAAAGGGGAAGUGAUGUUGCGCUGACGGAGAAGCAAGAAAGAGUUCGGACGGCAGCGCUGCGAAGUUGACGAACGGAACGCUGUUUACGCUCAGCUUGACCAGAACUGACUGAGGUCAAAACUAGUCACUCACUAUGUCUGAUGGGGACUAUGAUUACCUCAUCAAAUUUCUAGCCCUGGGUGACUCUGGAGUGGGCAAGACCAGCUUCCUGUGUCAGUACACGGAUGGAAAGUUCAACUCUAAAUUCAUUACCACAGUGGGAAUAGACUUCAGAGAGAAAAGAGUGGUGUAUAAAUCCAACGGACGUGAUGGAGCCCCAGGGAGGGGCCAGAGGAUUCAUAUCCAGCUGUGGGACACUGCAGGGCAGGAGAGGUUUCGGAGUUUAACAACUGCUUUCUUCCGGGAUGCCAUGGGUUUUCUUCUCCUAUUUGACCUCACAAAUGAGCAGAGCUUCCUCAAUGUCCGGAACUGGAUGACUCAGCUGCAGACGCAUGCAUAUUGUGAGAACCCUGAUGUUGUGCUCUGCGGGAACAAAUGUGAUCUAGAUGAUGAAAGGAUGGUCAAGGAACGGGAGGCCAAGGAGCUGGCAGAGAAAUUUGGAAUUCCAUACUUUGAGACAAGUGCUGCAACUGGGCACAAUGUGAGCCAGGCUGUAGAGCUCCUGUUGGACCUCAUCAUGAAGAGGAUGGAACGCUGCGUAGACAAGUCCUGGAUGCCGCAGGGUUUGGCGCAGCCCAAUGGGCAUGGUGUGGCCGAGAAGCUUCCGGAGGAGGAGGAGUCCAACACGGGCAAAUGUAGCUGCUAGCACAGCUUCCUGUUCCUUGCCCAUUACCUGUUCUCUAGCAUUAUAUAUAGUGAGAGUGGGGAUAGAAAUUGAGGUAAAUGGGUGUGGGGAGGUGGGCUCCAUCACCUUGUAACCAAAUGCAACACUGGACCUUUUUUUUUUAUUUUUUUUUUUUUUUUAAAUAAACACAGAAUAGUUUUGAGUGGCAUCACUGAAAAUGCACAUUUGCCUACUGUAUAUGUCUUCAUUUUGAGGCCAAGGAUUUGGGUAGGUGGGUAUACCUAUGCUAUACUACUGUACACUUUAGUUUUAGCCAUUGUUCCGUUAAGUGUUUUACUGUAACAUAUCUGAAAAGGUCUUCAGUUAAGAAAAUACAUAUUUGAUCACAAAUGUUAGUUUAAAAACAAUAGCAUUCAUACAUUUGUAUAUGUGUACUGUUGAAUGAAAAUAAAACAACGUGUGAAGAUUAACAUAAUGAGAUGCAUUUUCACAUGAUUUGGCAAGUUUGUUGCUUAAAACUGUCAACUUCUGUGUCAUUGGAGUUUUUUUAGUUAUUGCAUUACCUGUAUUGUAUUUCACGCAACCACAGUGUCAUGUGUUUAAGUCUUGAUGGUUUGCUUUGUCAACAUAACCCUAUGAAAUGAUUCGAGGAAGUCCUGAGAGUGCGACUAUGACUCCUAUAAGGUAUGGCCACUUGUGCUUGUAGGUAUCUAUUCUGUUUGCAUCACUAAUGUGGCAGAUUGCUUUAGGGUGUGAUGAGAGGGAUGUGUCUCUCCCAACAUGGAUGAAUGUCUGCAAAGAUCAUGUACGAAAAUGCUUCUAAACAUAUUGUUCCAUUUGUUUUUCUUAACACUGUAUUCAUGCAAUAACAAUCAGUGCCAAAUAUGUAGAAAUUUAUCCUUUAUUAAAAUAUUUUAUUUAUUAAA
Molecule: messenger RNA, 1870 nt
Organism: Scleropages formosus (Asian bonytongue)
Lineage: Eukaryota; Metazoa; Chordata; Actinopteri; Osteoglossiformes; Osteoglossidae
Product: ras-related protein Rab-27A-like
Exons: 6
Coding region: 294-965 (223 amino acids)
Molecular function (GO): GTPase activity; GTP binding
Source: RefSeq, a predicted model, not a curated record